Messenger RNA from Mesocestoides corti, 351 nucleotides. Lineage: Eukaryota; Metazoa; Platyhelminthes; Cestoda; Cyclophyllidea; Mesocestoididae. The record is from the annotation of a GenBank genome assembly.
AUGGUAGGUGACCCGGAACCCGAGGUUUCUUAUGAAAAAUUCACACUAUAUGACCUUAAAUUUUGUCCGUUUUGUCAGCGUGUCCGCUACACACUCGACUACCACCAGAUUCCAUAUGAUCGCGUGUUGGUGAACACCCUCUGCAAGCCUGAUUGGUAUUAUCGGCUGAAUCCCGACGGCAAAGUGCCUCUGUUACGCUUCCGGGAUGAACGUCUAGUUGAGUCGGACCUGGUGAUGCUCUUCGUUGACCAGUUCAAUGGGAAACCGGAAACGAGUCUGCUAAAUGUUUGUGGCGAAGAGGCAUUUGAGGAGGCACUAGCUCUUUCUACCGCAGUGGGUUUCUUCAGCUAG